This is a messenger RNA of Pan troglodytes (chimpanzee), 1553 nucleotides long. RefSeq names its product high mobility group nucleosome binding domain 5 (gene HMGN5). The record is from RefSeq and is a predicted model, not a curated record. Gene Ontology annotation, cellular component: nucleus; chromatin. Lineage: Eukaryota; Metazoa; Chordata; Mammalia; Primates; Hominidae. The coding region runs from base 125 to 970 and encodes 281 amino acids. Gene Ontology annotation, molecular function: nucleosomal DNA binding. The transcript is spliced from 6 exons. Gene Ontology annotation, biological process: chromatin organization.
GAGGAGAGUACAGGUCGUGCUGCAAUUAGUUCAUUGAAAACUCAUUUGCUCUUGGAGCAGUCAGGCAGUGACUGCCUUCGGCUUUUUUUCUGCUGACUAAGAUCUCCUAUAGAGAGCUACAACAAUGCCCAAAAGAAAGGCUGCAGGUCAAGGUGAUAUGAGGCAGGAGCCAAAGAGAAGAUCUGCCAGGUUGUCUGCUCAGAUGCUUGUGCCAGUUACACCAGAGGUGAAGCCUAAAAGAACAUCAAGUUCAAGGAAAAUGAAGACAAAAAGUGAUAUGAUGGAAGAAAACAUAGAUACAAGUGCCCAAGCAGUUGCUGAAACCAAGCAAGAAGCAGUUGUUGAAGAAGACUACAAUGAAAAUGCUAAAAAUGGAGAAGCCAAAAUUACAGAGGCACCAGCUUCUGAAAAAGAAAUUGUGGAAGUAAAAGAAGAAAAUAUUGAAGAUGCCACAGAAAAGGGAGGAGAAAAGAAAGAAGCAGUGGCAGCAGAAGUAAAAAAUGAAGAAGAAGAUCAGAAAGAAGAUGAAGAAGAUCAAAACGAAGAGAAAGGGGAAGCUAGAAAAGAAGACAAAGAUGAAAAAGGGGAAGAAGAUGGAAAAGAGGAUAAAAAUGGAAAUGAGAAAGGAGAAGAUGCAAAAGAGAAAGAAGAUGGAAAAAAAGGUGAAGACGGAAAAGGAAAUGGAGAAGAUGAAAAAGAGGAAGAAGACAGAAAAGAAACAGGAGAUGGAAAAGAGAAUGAAGAUGGAAAAGAGAAGGGAGAUAAAAAAGAGGAGAAAGAUGUAAAAGUCAAAGAAGAUGAAAAAGAGAGAGAAGAUGGAAAAGAAGAUGAAGGUGGAAAUGAGGAAGAAGCUGGAAAAGAGAAAGAAGAUUUAAAAGAAGAGAGGAAGGAAGAAGAAGAAGAAGGAAAAGAGGAAGAUGAGAUCGAAGAAGAAAAUGGAAAAAAAGAGGAGCCGCAGAGUAUUGUUUAAAACUGCCCUAUGUAGUUUCAUAAUUUGGUAACAUGUACCUUCAUGUUGUAAAGUUAAUAGAGAUAAAUAUUUUUAUCAAAAAUUUUAUAAACACAGCCUUUCUUUAGCAUUGAUUUAAUUUCAGAACAUCUUCAUAUUGAUUAUUAGCCAUAAAGUUUCUAACAUGAAACAUUUAUCUAUAAAUUUUGUGAUUAUAGUAGUGGAAUAUAUAGAAAAAAAUAUGCUUUCAACUUUGUGAGUGAAUUUCGUGUUGUGUAAGUUAUAUGUCAAAUCUUUGAAUUUUAAUUUUACUCUUUUAUACAUGUGAUAAUUUCAUAAAGUGAGGGAUCCCAAAAAAAGAGUUUCAUCCAACAUUCUUGUUCUGCAGGUUGCUUUUAUAAAGAAGGUGAACUAUUUUCAUGUAAUGUUAAGAGUUAAACUUAUCUUUCCCAAAUAUAACUUUAUUAUUAGCUUGGGAAAAAUGAAAUUGUAUUCCCAUUUUUAAAAUAAAUACAAAUGUUUAUUUCAGAAGGGCAGUUUUGAUUAUAUGUGAAUGCACAAAUUUUACUGGAUUUAUCUUAAUAAAAAGACUCUUUGACAAUGA